Messenger RNA from Didymodactylos carnosus, 1656 nucleotides. The record is from the annotation of a GenBank genome assembly. NCBI's taxonomy places the organism in Eukaryota, Metazoa, Rotifera, Eurotatoria, Philodinida, Philodinidae.
AUGCCAUUUGGUAUAUUGAAUCCACUUGAUUAUAAAAAACAUUCAUUAGAAUUUCAACAAUUACAUGAACGAGAAUAUCAUAAAUUCAUUCAACGUCUAAAUCUUCAACGAAAUAAUUUCAAUUGUCGAGAAUGUUCAAGAGAAAAAAAAAGUACAUGGAAUUUAUCUAUUGUUGAAAGGCAACGUUCUCAUCAUAAUCAUCUAGUAGACUGUUAUAAUAUUGACUAUUAUAAAUUACGUCAUUUACAACUUCAAAAUCGUAAUGAUCAACGACGUUUUGAAUAUGAGCGUAUACAAAAAGCAAAUUUUGAAUUUGGACAACGUUUAAUACAAGUAAAAGGACAUUUUUCUCGUAAAGAACACGAUGAUCAUUGGCAACGACAUUGUGAUAUGAAAAAACGUUUACAAAAAUAUCCGACACUAUCGUCAACAGUGACAAUACAAAAUGAAAAACUAAAAUCAUGUAUAAAAUUUCCAACUGAUAUUUAUUUUGCUACAAUUAUUAAUCAACAACAUGAUUCUGCACAAAAAAAAUUAAGCAACUCAACGUUGACAAGUAACCGAUCAAAAUCAAUUAAAACGAAUGCAGUACACCGUAAAAAUAUGAGAAUAGAGGAUGAUCAAAUAACAUCACUACCGCAAAUAACUACAACUACAACUGAGUCGAUCAUUGAAACAAGAACUGUUGAACAACCCAACUUCGCUCUGUAUCCGAUAACAUCUUCCAUUGAAGAUGUUACAAUCAUGAAAAAACAAGAUGAGAUCAUGCUACCAGUUAAACAAUGUGGACAUAUUAUUAAUAAGAAUAAUAGAGGCGAACACAAACGCACUCAAAAAAAACGAAAAAAAUCUUUAUUACAAAAGUCUCAAAUAAAAAAUAAUGAUAAAACUGAUAUGUUAAAACGACGUAAAAACCCCGAUAUUCAAUCUUCAUCGCUCAACAGUCAAUUACCAUCGAUAUCUAAACCGUCCGUGCCAUUACUACCAAAAUCAGCUUGGAAAUCACCAUCAGAUAAAAAAUCUAUCAGCACACUAAAUGAGAGUGGUUCAGGAGUAAUCAGUAAUGAAAAACAUCAUAAUGAACCAUUUGGUGUUGGUGAUCACAGUGUCAAUACUUUUGAUGCAUUGAACCGUUAUUAUUAUAAACAAAAUAGUGAUAUAAAAUCUGUUUUACCCUCUCAUUUACUUCAUAAUCAGGUCUUUGGUGCCUUGACAUUGUCAUCAGGUUUAAAUGAUGAUAUUAUUGAUAAUAUCACUAUACAAUCACCGAUAAUAAGGUCCGAAGUUGAAACUGAAUAUCGUUCUCUACAAGAAAAAUGUUUAAAAGUAGAGAAAAGCAGUUCGGUAGAUAACGUUAUUAAUGAUGAUAUUGAUUUUCAGCAUCAAUUGUCUAAAAAUAGUCAUCACUCUUUAACAACAGCAUGUCCCAAUCUCGAUCAGACAACAUGGAAACAAGUAUGUGUAUUAAGUGAUGAUGAAAAAUCUUUAACUGAUAUAUCAAUGAUGAAUAAGAAUAAUGAACAACAGAAAAGAAAUUGUAGAAACAGUAGUCAUUUUAGUUCUAAUUCUUCUGAUGAUAUUUCAUGUUCAAUGCAUGAAACAUCGUCUAACAAUUGGGAACAUUUAAAAAAAGAUAGUACUGAUUUAUUUUCGUAA